UGGUGGCUGCGCGACAUGUACCUGAACGUGCGGCUGCCCCUGCCCGUCCACUCCAACCCGGGCUACGUGCUGCCGCCUCGCUGCUUCCGGUCCGCGCAGGACAUGGCGCGCUUCGCGGCCAGGAUGGUCUCCGGCAUCCUGCAGCACAAGGAGGUCCUGGACCGGAAGGAGCUGCCCGUGGAGAGGGCCGCGUCCCGGGAGAAGGGCCAGCCGCUGUGCAUGGCGCAGUACUACCGCCUGCUGUCGUCCUACCGCAGUCCCGGGGCGGACCGCGACGUCCUCGUGUCGCGGCUGGAGAGCCGCGGGGAGCGGGAGGGGGGCCGCAGCACGCCGCCGCCGCCUGGCGAGCACGUCAUCGUGGCCUGCAAGCAGAAGCUGUACUGCCUGCCCGUGAGCUCGCCGGGCCAAGGCGCGGCCUCGGAGGACGAGCUGACGGCGGAGCUGCUGGCCGUCAUGAGGGACGCCGCCAGCUCGCCGCGCUGUCCGCCCGUGGGGCUGCUCACCGCAGAGAGGCGCGACACCUGGGCUGCCCUGCGCCAGCACCUCUACAACGACGAGCGCAACGCGCGCAGCCUGAAGCUGAUCGAGAAGAGCCUGCUGAUGGUGUGCCUGGACGAGCCCUUGCCGCCGAGCUUCAACGGGCCGCCGCGGGGCGGCGCUGGGCGCGACGAGACCAACAUGGCGCACCAGAUGAUCCACGGCGGCGGCAGCGCGGCCAACUCUGCCAACCGCUGGUUCGAUCUCACCGUGCAGCUGGUGGUGUCGCCGGACGGCGCGUGCGGCGUGUGCUACGAGCACUCGGCGGCGGAGGGCGUGGCCGUGGUGCAGCUGGCCGAGGACGUGCUGCGGCGGGUGGACGCCACGGUGGCGGGGGUGGCGGGGGCGGCGGGGGCGGCGGCGGGGGUGGCGGCGGCGGAGGGCGGGCCGGCCCGCGCCUCCAGGCUCGACUGGGCGGCGGACCAGACAGUGGAGCACGCCCUGCGGCAGGCUGCCGUCCACAUCGACACCUUGGUGGAGGAUCUAGAUCUGUACGUGUAUCGCUACCUCGAGUACGGGAAGAAUUUCAUCAAAUCGUGCAGAGUGAGCCCGGACGCCUACAUCCAACUGUCUCUGCAACUUGCUUAUUACAGGAUGUACCGCCGGCUGGUCGCCACGUACGAGAGCGCGUCCACCAGGCGCUACCUGCUGGGGCGGGUGGACUGCAUCCGCUCGGCGACCGCGGAGGCGCUGGCCUGGGCGGCGGCCAUGUGCCAGGACGAGACCGGCUCGGAGGGCGACGAGGAGUCCUUGCUGGGCAAGAAGGUCACCUUCAGCCUGCACACCGCGGAGGAGAGGCUGAUGUUGUUCGAGGCGGCCAUCAAGAAGCAGACGGAGAUCAUGGUGGACAACAUCACGGGCCAGGGGAUCGACGUGCACCUGCUCGGCCUGAGGGAGAUGGCGCGCGAGCUGGGGGAGCCCGUCCCGGAGAUCUUCAAGGACGAGGCGUACCGCACCGCCAACCACUUCGGCCUGUCCACCAGCCAGGUCGCCACCUCGCUGGAGUCCGUGAUGGGCUACGGGCCGGUGGUGCCGGACGGCUACGGCGCCUCCUACAACCCCAAGCCCGACUGCAUCGUGUUCUGCCUGUCGGCGUUCAAGUCCUGCGAGCACACCAGCACCGCCCGGUUCGCGCGCAGCCUGGAGGAGAGCCUGGGCGCCAUGCGACAGCUGCUGGGAGCGCGGGCCCCGUAGGCGCGUCCUCUUCCUCCUCUUCCUCCACCGACGACGACAGCAGCAGCUCUCUUCGG
This is a messenger RNA of Bacillus rossius redtenbacheri, 1787 nucleotides long. It is a transcript of the gene ChAT, whose product is annotated as choline O-acetyltransferase. Gene Ontology annotation, biological process: neuromuscular synaptic transmission; acetylcholine biosynthetic process. Lineage: Eukaryota; Metazoa; Arthropoda; Insecta; Phasmatodea; Bacillidae. The transcript is spliced from 9 exons. Gene Ontology annotation, cellular component: cytoplasm; neuron projection. Bases 16 to 1731 code for a protein of 571 amino acids. Gene Ontology annotation, molecular function: choline O-acetyltransferase activity. The record is from RefSeq and is a predicted model, not a curated record.